AUGAAUCAUUAUCAACAACAAGCCUUACCUUUCAAGGGCAACUUUUAUGCAACAGCUUUUCCAUACUGGGACAUAAUGUUUAUUCAAAAUGGAACAUCACAAGGGUUGUAUUAUAGUAUUAAUGGCGAGGCACCUAAUCGAACAAUUGCUUUUGAAUACUACACAACUGUUUCUAAAUUAGAGCAGCAGAACUGUCAUUUUCAAGUAUUUCACUUUGAAGCAAAUCCAGGCACUCUUCAGUUCAUUUAUCUGGCUGUACCGGAUGGUGCCAAAGGUGCUGUUGUUGGUAUACAAGGUUCAAACACAGGUCCAUUUAUCCAAUAUUCUUUUCAAGAGCCAUACGCUGUGCUACCAAAUAUGUCUAUUACAUUCGAUACAAAAAACAAUAACUACACUGCAGUUCUCUUAUGUGGAUCAAAAACAUGUACAAUGAAUGAAGCAUGUGUUCAAAACAUGUGUAUUCAACGAGGUCGUUUGAGUUUCACCGCUCAUUGGACUCGUUCAAAUGGUCGAGGUUACAUUAUUGUUCGUACACCACUUAACCAUACUAUCUAUUUUGGUAGUUCUCGUAAUAAAUCAUCUGUUGAUCAAGGUCAACAUGAACAAGUUGGUAAUGGAAAUCAAGUUGAUAACAUUUAUUGGCCAUCAAACAGAAUGCCACCAAAGGGAUCGUAUAAGAUUUGUUUUAGUACAGGUAGUCUAUUGAAUGGCACUGAUAAAUCACCAAUAACAGUAACAAUAGAAAUACGUCGUUUUCGACAAGCAAUGGAAACAAUGAGUCGAACAUUUAAUAGAUCAACGACGAAGUUGAAUGAAUGUUUAGAUACAAGUGAUACAUUUAUUGAUUCUUUCGUGCCACGAUGGUCAACUGUUAAUAGCAUGAAAACUGCUCGAAAACAACCUAUAGCAUCCAGACUAUUGACCGGUCAAGUGUUAGUGGUUGGUGGAACUGAAGGAAAUUAUGGAAUCAAUAAUACUGAAUUAUACGAUCCAUUAUCAGGAAACUGGACAAGUGUUACUGAUAUGAAUAGUGCUCGACAAUAUCAUACAACAUCUGUAUUAUCGAAUGGCACAGUACUAGUGAUUGGAGGCGCUACUGUAUAUUAUGAAGUUAUGAAUAGUACUGAACUAUAUGAUUCAUUAUCAAAAAAAUGGACAAAUGUUGCUAAUAUGACUGCUUCUCGAAAGUAUCAUACAGCAUCUGUGUUAACAGAUGGUAAAGUCUUGGUAGUUGGUGGAAGAAGUAGGACUGGUCUGUUAAAUACUGCUGAAUUAUAUGAUCCAUUAUCAAACAAUUGGACAGAUGCUGGUAAUAUAAGUUCUCGUCGAGAACAGCACACAGCAUCUCUAUUAUCAGACGGUAAAGUGUUAAUAGUUGGUGGCGACAUCGAUUAUUUUACUGCUGGAAAUACUGCUGAGAUAUACGAUCCAUCAUCAAGAAAAUGGACAAAUGUUGGCAAUAUGUCUAGUGCUCGAACGGAUCAUACAGCAUCUGUUUUAUUAGACGGCAAAGUCUUAGUGGCAGGUGGACAAGAUGGAUCUGUAACACAUAAUACUGCUGAAUUAUAUGAUCCAUUAUCAAGAAAAUGGACAAAUGUUGCUAAUAUGACGACCUCUCGAAUGUCUCAUACAGCAACUGUAUUAUCAGAUGGCAAAGUCUUAGUAGUUGGCGGAAGAAACAAAGCUGGUGGAUUAGAUACUGCUGAAUUGUAUGAUCCAUCAUACAGAAGUUGGACGCCCGCUGCACGCAUGACAUAUUCACGAAGUGAGGCUGCCGUGGUUACAUUAUUGGAUGGAAAUUUAUUAGUGAUAGGCGGCUCUUAUAGAAAUCCUCUGAAGAGUGUCGAAUUGUAUUAUCCAUGA
This is a messenger RNA of Adineta steineri, 1863 nucleotides long. The record is from the annotation of a GenBank genome assembly. Lineage: Eukaryota; Metazoa; Rotifera; Eurotatoria; Adinetida; Adinetidae.